Chiroxiphia lanceolata (lance-tailed manakin) is the source of this 1822-nucleotide messenger RNA. It is a transcript of the gene ARSI, whose product is annotated as arylsulfatase family member I. The record is from RefSeq and is a predicted model, not a curated record. Lineage: Eukaryota; Metazoa; Chordata; Aves; Passeriformes; Pipridae. The coding region runs from base 1 to 1722 and encodes 573 amino acids. The transcript is spliced from 2 exons.
AUGGCCGUCUAUGCCCUCACGGGCUUCUCGCUCGUCAGCCUGCUCAGCUUUGGCUACUUAUCCUGGGACUGGAUGAAGCCCAGUUUGGUGGCUGAUGUGGCCACGGACCCCAUGGAGAAAUCUCUGCCUCCUGCCUUUGCCAGGCCACCCCACAUCAUCUUCAUCCUGACUGAUGACCAGGGCUACCACGAUGUCGGGUAUCACGGCUCAGAUAUCCAGACGCCGACGCUGGACAGGCUGGCAGCGGAGGGUGUGAAGCUGGAGAACUACUACAUCCAGCCCAUCUGCACCCCGUCCCGGAGCCAGCUGAUAACCGGCAGGUACCAGAUCCACACAGGGCUGCAGCACUCCAUCAUCCGCCCUCGGCAGCCCAACUGCCUGCCCCUUGACCAGGUCACCCUGCCACAGAAGCUGCAGGAAGCGGGCUACUCCACACACAUGGUGGGCAAGUGGCACCUUGGCUUCUACAAGAAGGAGUGCCUGCCCACCCGCCGGGGCUUCGACACCUUCCUGGGGUCCCUGACAGGCAACGUGGACUAUUACACCUACGACAACUGCGACGGGCCGGGCGUCUGCGGCUACGACCUGCACGAAGGGGAGGACGUGGCUUGGGACCAGAGUGGGAAGUACUCCACCUUCCUCUAUGCCCAGCGUGUCAGCAAGAUCCUGGCAUCCCACAGCCCUAAGGAGCCCAUCUUCAUCUACGUGGCCUUCCAGGCGGUCCACACCCCCCUGCAGUCGCCCAAGGAGUACAUCUACCGCUACCGCUCCAUGGGCAACGUCGCUCGCCGCAAGUACGCUGCCAUGGUGACCUGCAUGGACGAGGCGGUGAAGAACAUCACCUGGGCCCUCAAGAAGUAUGGUUAUUACGACAACAGCGUGAUCGUGUUCUCCACUGACAACGGUGGGCAGACCUUCUCCGGGGGAAGCAACUGGCCGCUACGGGGCCGCAAAGGGACGUACUGGGAAGGGGGAGUCCGUGGCAUCGGGUUUGUCCACAGUCCCCUGAUCAAGCGCAAGCGUCGGACAAGCUGGGCACUGGUUCACAUCACAGACUGGUACCCGACUUUGGUCAGCCUGGCCAGGGGCAACCUGAGCAAUGUACCAGGCUUGGAUGGCUACGAUGUCUGGCCUGCCAUCAGUGAGGGCAAGGAGUCACCACGUACUGAAAUCCUGCACAACAUUGACCCCUUGUACAACCAUGCCAAGUAUGGCUCCUUGGAGGAUGGCUUUGGCAUCUGGAACACAGCCGUGCAAGCCUCCAUCCGGGUUGGGGAGUGGAAGCUCCUCACUGGUGACCCGGGGUACAGUGACUGGAUUCCCCCGCAGACCCUGACCAACUUCCCAGGGAGCUGGUGGAACCUGGAGCGUCUCACUGACGGCCUGAGGAAGUCCGUGUGGCUCUUCAACAUCACUGCUGACCCCUACGAGCGCUACGACCUCUCAGAGCAGCGCCCGGAUGUGGUCAGGACCCUCCUGACGAGGUUGGUGCACUACAACCGGACAGCCAUCCCGGUGCGGUACCCUGCGGAGAACCCCCGGGCUCACCCGGACUUCAACGGUGGUGCCUGGGGACCUUGGGCCAGUGAGGAUGACGGGGAGGAGUGGGAAGGCAGCCGGGAGCCCCUGAAGAGUAGGAACAAGAAGAAGAAGUGCAAGAUCUGCAAGCUACGCUCUUUCUUCCGCAAGCUGAACACCAGGCUCAUGUCCAACCGCAUCUGAUGGGAGACUCCCCCAGCAUCGACCCAUCAUGGCCAGGGUGGACUCUGGACUGCACUGUCAUGGGGUGGGAGUGAGGGAGAAGAACAUGUGGGGAGAUGGC